UGUGUAUAGAGUAUCGUAACGUUGCAAGAGGCAAAAGCCGCGUAGAGUUAAACCUAUUUGAACAGUUUUAGAUUCACAAUCGUGAGAGACGUAUCGACGCACGUAGUAAAUCUUUAGCUGCGCUGCUGUGUGCCACUGUAACGAAGUUAUACAAUACCAGAGAAACAACAUAGAUACAGAGCGAGAUUAAGAGAGAGAUAUAUUUUAUAUGCAGCAAAUUAAAGAGAGAGAGAACAUUACUAAGAGAGAUUUAAUUACGAAACUAUCAAAGACUAAUUAUAAGAAUAUUACAGAAGAAACAAAAAAAUAAAAACAAAUACCUCGCCACUGCAAAACUUGAAGACAUUUACCUAGAAAAAGAAGAAGCGGAAAGACCAAAAAUACUAUUUGAAUCAGAAAAUCAUCAACAAGGCACGACGACGGCUGUGAAUACCGUCUGAUGUUUCAUUAUUAAUGUUUACGAAAAAUUCCCACAACACAUUUAAAAAACACAUACAAAAGUAGCAGUAACAUUACAAUACCCUUCACGUUUUUGUUUUUGAAGGGUUUACGAUUAUUUUAUUAAUAUUUUUGUGACCAAAAACCGUGAUACUAAAUAACUAACUCAGCAUGGGAGUGGCUGAGGAUUUCGCUCCCAGCUUCGUGAAGAAGCCACAAUUGCGGCAAGAAGACGAUGGCAAUCGUUUGAUAUUUGAGUGUCAAUUAUUGUCCUCACCAAAACCAGAUAUUGAGUGGUAUCGCAGCGAUAACUUAGUAAUAGAGGAUGAGCGUACAAAAUUCAAAAUUCAACCAAUUGGUGAUAACAAAUUUACUGUAGUAUUAGAGCUCGAUGAUGUCAUCGAAACAGAUGCCGGUCUUUACAAAGUAAAGGCUAAAAACAAAUCGGGCGAAGUUUCAGCCUCAAUUAAUCUAAAUUUCACACCUGCCGAUGAACCAAAAGAAAAGCAAAUAGAUGGAUUCGCGCCGACAUUCGCGAAAAAGCCUUCAAUUCGACAAGAAGAUGAUGGCAAGCGUCUACUCUUCGAAUGUCGGGUAAAUGCAGAUCCCAAACCCACAAUUACCUGGUUCCACAAUGGCACAGUAGUCAAAGAAUCCCCCCGUCACAAGAUAAGUAUUGAUAAGGAUGGUAACUCAUAUUUUGCAACACUCGAAGUUAAAAACGUAACGGUUGAGGAUGCCGGUAAAUAUAAAGUGAAUGGCAAAAAUGAGCUGGGUGAAAGUAAUGCUACAAUUAGCUUAAAUUUCGACAGCGAUGAAGCUCCAGUACCUGAAGAUGGCAUUAAACCAACAUUUACCGAACGACCAGUUAUACGACAAAGCGAAGAUGGUGGCAAUGUAACAUUCGAAUGCAGAUGCGUUGGUGAUCCCAAGCCAGGAGUUACGUGGUACCACGCUCAGGAUGAAUUAAAAGAGGGAGGCCGUUACAAAAUGUCUUUGACGUUGGAUCAGAAAUUAUAUCACAUGGCUUGCUUGGAAAUAACAAAUGUUGUAUCAAGCGAUCAAGGUGAAUACCAGGUUAAGGCCAAAAAUAAACACGGCGAGGGUGUAUCCACGAUUAAUUUAAACUUCGAAGGCGGUUCUAAAAAAAUACCGGAUGGCAAAUCACCGCGCUUUCCCAAGAAACCAACAAUCCGACAAGAGGAAGAUAUUUUAAUCAUGGAAUGCAUAUUAGAGGCACAUCCGGUGCCAGAUAUAACCUGGUAUCGUGGCGAUGAUAAAAUCGAUAAUUCAUCAAGGAUAAAAAUGUCACGCAAAGCCACUUCGAAGGACAGCUAUAUUUUGACUUUGGAAAUACAGAAUCCGACCAAGGAAGAUGGCGGCAAUUAUCGUUGCAAUGCAUUUAACAUGUAUGGCGAGAGCAAUGCCAAUAUUGUGCUCAACUUCCAAGGCGCUAACGAUGCAAAUGGAUUUGCACCAUCAUUUAUCGAAAAACCACGAAUUAUACCAAACGACUCUGGUACACUAAUUACGAUGAAGUGCCGAUGCAAGGCCAAACCCGAACCAACUGUUACUUGGUACAGAGGUCAGGAAGUAGUCAACAAAUCAAAUAAAAUUAAGAUUAAAACGACUGUGAUUGCCGAAGACACCUACGAGUUGACUUUGGAAAUCAAGGAUCCCGGAGCAUCUGACGGUGGCACCUAUAGAUGUAACGUUCAAAACGAAUACGGCGAAUCAAACGCCAAUCUCAAUUUAAAUAUCGAGGCGGAACCAGAACCGGAAGGUGAAGGACCAACGUUUGUCGAAAAGCCACGCAUUGUUUCCGAAAACAAUGGAAAACUGGUUAUCAUGGAAUGUAAGGUUAAAGCCGAUCCCAAGCCAGAUAUCGUGUGGUAUCGCAAUGGCGAAGUGGUCAAAGAAAGUAAUAAGAUUAAAAUGUCCAUGGAACAGCGUGGUGACCAGUAUUACAUUAAACUCGAACUAAUUGAUCCACAAUUGGAAGAUUCCGGCCUAUAUAAAUGUAAUAUAAAGAACAUUUUGGGCGAACUCAAUGCCAACCUUACACUUAAUAUUGAAAUUGUACCUGUUAUCAAAGACAAGCCCAAGAUUAUUAAAAUUAUUAAGAAACGCACUGUUGUUAUUGAGUGUACAGUGGCUUCCAAAUUCGAACCGAAAUGUACAUGGUUUAAGGAGACUAAUGAAGUGAAACAAAGCAGUCGCCAUGUAUAUUUGGUAGAGAAGACCAAAGAGGGAGAGUUCGCCGUCAAAUUGGAAAUUAACGAAGUCGAAGAAACUGAUAAGGGUGCAUAUAAAUUAAUUGCCAGCAACGAGAAGGGUGAAGCUGUCUCUCAGAUCGUCAAUUUAGUUGACAUACCCGAGGAAGAACGCAAGCCCACUAAACCAGAAAUAACACGCAAACUUACCGAUCAAAAGGUAGUCGAAGGCAAAACAUUCGAACUGUUGAUAAGUCUCAAGCAAUCCGAUCGCAAAUGCAAAAUCGAAUGGUAUAAAGGAACCACUGUGGUUAAGGAGACUAAAGAAAUUACCACAACUUUCGAUGGUACCACUGCCCGUUUGACAUUAAGCUCCGCUCGCAUGGAGCACAGUUCGACUUAUAAGGUGGUCGUUAUUAAUGAGGCCGGCAAAGAUGAAUCCACUUGCAAGAUUGUGGUCGAAAAGAAGCAAGACAAGAAGAAACAGGAGGAAGAAGCUGCUGAAGUAAAACGCAAGGAAGAGGAGGAGAAGGAAGCAGAAAAAGCUAAGGCCGAAGAAAAAGAAAAGCAGCAAAAGGCCGAGGAAGAAAUAAAACAAAAGAAGGCCGAGGAAGAAAUGAAACAAAAGAAGGCCGAGGAAGAAAUGAAAACUAGGAAGGCCGAAGAAGAAAAGAAGAAGGCUGUAGAAGAAAAGAAGAAGGCCGACGAAGAAAAGAAGAAGGCCGACAAAGAAAAGAAGGCUGACGAAGAAACUAAAAUUAAGAAGAGCGAGGAAGAGAAAAAGAAGAAAAAAGCUGUGGAAGAUGAGAAGAAAAAGGCCGAUGUAGAAACGAAAAAACCAGAAGAAGAGAAGAAUAAACCUGAAGAAGAGGAAAAGGUCGUAGUGGCUAAGAAAAAACCGAAUGAAAAGAAAAAGAAUGCCAGUAAACCAGAAGAUCUGGUUGAUGGUACUGAAAACAACAACAUUCCUGAAGAGAAAGAACUCUUUGAGCAAAUCGGACUUAAAAAGACAGAGCAACGGGUACAACAGCGCAAGACAAGUGUUUCAUCUGUACAAGAGGAAACUAAAGAGUCCCGUCGCAAGUCUACAAUAAGUACCUAUGAUGAAUCUACAGUGUCAUCCCGUCGAUCAUCUAUAGCGAUUGAAGAAACCAAGACUGAAUCUCGCCGCUCUUCUGUCAUUGACAAGAAAGCCCUCGAGCAAGCUGAAAAUAAGACCAUACAGGCUAAUAAAGCACCUCAAGAGAUUAAAGAAGAAAUUCCUAAACUUAAACCCGCCGAAAAAAGACGAGUUUCGAAGGUUAUUGAGGAGCCUAAACCAGCUGAGGAAUUGCCUAAAUUGCGCAAGACUUCGGUGGCUCAACCAAAGGAAGAACCCAAGCCAGAACCAGCUAAGCCUAAAGCAAAGGCUAAGCCAAAGCAAAAAUCGAAAUAUGAAGAGCUACCCGAAAUUCCCGAUUACGAAAGACCCGUAUUGGAGAAAUUCGAAAAACCCGAAUUUGAGGUUAGUGACUUCAAUCGCCAAUUGGAAAUUCCCAAUAAAAUGGAAAAGCCCGUUUUUGAUACACCUAAGCCAGAGCCUCAGCAGGCUGAACAAAAGAAUGGCCUACCCAAGAAAGAAGCCGCUGUCGAAAAAGCUGCUGAGGAGCCUAAAGGCUUCAAAGUUGGAAAAGGUAAAAUUCCCGAACAGACUAACGACAAGGAUUCUGCCAAUUUGCGUCCUGUUAUUAUUGAACCAGAGAAAAAGACUGCAGAAGUUGCUGUCGAAAAACCAGCCGAGAACAUUAAUAAUGACAAACGUCAAUCGAUAUCGGAGCUUAUUAAACAGAGGCGUCGUUCAUCUGUACGUCCUACAAUGACCAAAGAGCUCAUACAGAAAGAAAGUUUUCUGGGUGUUAUCCUUAAGCCAGUCGUCCGAGACCAAAAGGACUGUGAAGCUCCUCAACAAGCCAAACAAUUGUUGAAGGAAUCUGUCCAAGUGGAAUUUAAUCCAACCAAAGCCUCAAAGGCUCAAUUAUCGAACAUGAAGAAACCUGAAGGUUUGCCAGAAAUUAUGGACAAUUACCAACGUCCAGUGCUAGAAACAUACGAAAAACCCGAAUUUGAAAAAUCACAAAAAAAUAAAUCGGUACCUGAAAUAAAAGCUCCCGAAAUUAAAACACCCGAAGACAGAAAAAUAAACAAUGAUGACAAUAAAUCGCCCCAUAUUAAAAUUCCCACUGAACACGGGUCUAAGGACGAUAAACCGAAAAUCCCCAAGGUGCAGCCACCAGCACCAGGAGAGCCACCUAAAAUUGAAGUCAUACGUGAGAAGAGACCUUCAUUGGCUCCUGAACCACAAAGUCGACGAGGUUCAUUGGUACCGCCCGAAACUGGUCGUAGACCUUCAUUAAUCAUUAACGAUGAGAAGAAACUACGUCCAGGUGAAGUUAUGGAUACAAGGUUAUUGAGACCUGGAGAAGUUGGUGACGGACAGAGACGUAGAACUUCAAUCGAUGUACGUCGACCGAGUGUUCAGGAUCUUGAGGAUCUUAUCAAUAAGCCAUCAACCCCGUUGCGCGAUAUCGGCGAUGGCGGACCACCCACAAUUAUCGAUGUUCAAGAAUCAUAUUCGGUUGUUGAAGAUUCGACUGCCUACAUGACCGUAGGAAUAGAAGGUAAUCCAGCACCAUCGUUUAAAUUCUACAAAGGUAUUAGUGAAAUUCUCGAAGGUGGUCGGUUUAAAUUUUUGACCGAUGGUCAAACAAAUACCAUAACAUUAUGUAUGCGUAAGUGUAAGCCUAACGAUGAGGGAAAAUAUAAAGUUGUGGUCUCGAAUAUACAUGGCGAGGAUUCAGCCGAAAUGCAAUUAUUUGUAUCAGAUUCAAGCGGCAUGGAUUUCCGUGCCAUGUUAAAGAAACGUCGUUAUCAAAAAUGGGACAAAGAUCAAGAAGAUCCCAAUUGGGGUGACCUUAAAGAAACGGAGAAACCAAUGCCUGCUCUUAAGAAAGUUGAAAGGGCACCUACAUCACGUAGACCAUCACUUGCUGAAUUGAUACCAGAUUGGCCAACAUUGCACCCAUUUCGACGAGAAGAGAAACAAGAGUCGUUCUUAAGUCCAUUGAUUGAUCAGUUCGCUAAGGAAGGCAAAGACAAGAAGGUUGUUUUUGAAGCACGUUUCAGCAAGCCCAACUGCAAACCUAAAUGGUUGUUCCGCAAGGAUGAAUGCUUCCCGGGCAGUAAAUUCAAAUUCAAGAAUGAAAACGAUACAUAUCAAUUGAUCAUAUCGACACCCAAGGUAGAAGAUACAGGCAAGUAUACGAUAGAAAUUGGCGGUGUUUCAAGUACGGCCUUCCUUAAUGUGGAAGAAGCUGAUCCCAGCUACACAUUCACUAAACAGCUGAAAAAGAAACUUGAGGGUUACACCGAGCACGAAACAACGCUGGAAUGUUCGGUCAGCAGCAGCAUGGCCAAUGUGUCAUGGUUUAAGGAUGGAAAAAAGAUCGAAUCGGAUGAUACUCGUUAUCUUAUCUCGAAAGAUAUCAAUGGUAAUCUGAAACUCAUCAUUAAGGACUCGCUGUUGGAAGACACGGGCAAUUAUACAUGUCAAUUGGAUAAGCAACCGGACAAGACCGAAUGUAAACUCAAGAUUGUUGAGUAUCCGUACAAAUUCGUGAAGGUAUUGAAGUCACAGCAAUGCAUCGAAAAGGAUACGGUCACCUUGGCCUGUGAAAUAGAUGAUGCUCAAGGUGAAGUGAAAUGGUGGCGCAACGACGAAGAAAUCAAACCAGACAAGCGUAUACAAGUGGUUAAAGAUGGUCGCAAACGUAAGCUUAUACUUAAGGAUUGCAAAGUCACUGAUGCCGGUAUGUAUAAAUGUACCACGAAUGCCGAUAAAACCGAAGCGGAAAUCAUCAUUAACUAUCAAAAUCGUUUCAACAAGAAACUCAAGGAUACCGAUGCUGUGGAGCGUGAGAAAUUGGUUCUCGAUGUUGAACUACAAGAUCAAACAGCACCAUGUGAUUGGAAAUUCAAUGGCGAACCCAUUGUGCCCAGUGAUCGCAUUGAGAUCAAAAAUUUGGGUGGUGGAAAACAUCAGCUCAUCUUCAAUCAUCUAGAACUCAGUGACGCUGGUGAAAUCACUUGUGAAUCUGGUCAACUAACAUCCAGCUGUAAGCUGUCGGUACGUAAAGGUGAAAGCAAGCCUAACAUCGACUGUCCCGAUGAGUUUGCUGGCCCAAUUAGUGCACCAGUUGUACUUGAAGUACCAUACAAAGUUAACGGUACGAAACAGACACCGGUUGAGGCUAAACUUUUGAAAAAUGGCAAACCUUUGGCGGUUAAAGAUGUAGAAGUGGCCAUCACAGAUGAUAAAAUUACAUUCAAAAUUAAGAAACCCACCCGUGAUAUGUCUGGUCCCUAUCAAAUCAAACUAUCGAACGGUCAAGGUGACGAUGUAAAGGAUGUCAAUGUAAUUUGCCAAGAUGUUCCCCAGCCUCCGCGCGAUGUUGAUGUCACCGAUAUAUUCCAAACAUCAUGCAAGGUCGUUUUCAAGACACCUGAGGAUGAUGGUGGUUCACCUAUUGUGAAGUAUAUUGUUGAAAGGCAAGACUUGAGUAAGAAACAGGGAUGGGAACCUAUAGCCGAAGUAAUGCAGGGUGAACCGUGCUCGAAGAGCAUCGAAGACUUGGUACCGAAAAAACAAUACAGAUUCCGUAUUCGUGCUGUCAAUAAGAUCGGUCCUUCUGAUCCAGCUACCUUUAAGAACACUAUUCUAGCCAAGGACCCAUGGGAUGAGCCUGGCAAACCCAAGGAUGUAGACUUAACUGACUGGGAUAAAGAUCAUGCCGAUCUCAAAUGGGAGGCUCCCGAAAGCGAUGGUGGCGAUCCAAUUACAUCGUAUAUUAUUGAGUACAAAGAGAAGUUCUCAAACGAUUGGGUUGCUGGCAAAGAAGUGCCCGGCGAUGCUCGCGCUGGCACUGUAGAUGGUCUCAAAGAAGGACAACAGUACGAAUUCCGAGUCCGUGCUGUCAAUAGGGCCGGUCCAGGUGAACCCAGUGACAAGACUAAGGCAAUUAUCGCGAAAUGUCGUUUUGUCAAGCCUUUCAUUGUGGGCGAUGUCCUCAAGAAUAUCACUGUAAAGAAGGGACAAACAGUACGCUACGACAUCAAAUACGAUGGUGAACCGGAACCGACAGCUACUUGGUUCAAGGGUGACAAGGAAGUCGUUUUUGACAAUCAACGUGUAUGUUUGGACCAAAUGGAAAGAAACUCUUCGAUUACCAUUAAAAAAGCUGUACGCAAAGAUACCAGCAAAUACAAAUUGGUUUUAUCUAACAGUUCUGGCACCAUUGAAUCAGAAGCACAAGUUAUCGUUUUAGAUCGUCCUCUAGCCCCAGGUGGACCAUUUGAAGCAGAAGAAGUACGCGCAGAUCACAUUAAGAUGAAAUGGCGACGCCCUGAAGAUGAUGGUGGUUGUGAAAUCACCGGAUACGCCUUGGAACGUAUGGAUGAGGAGACUGGACGUUGGAUACCUGCUGGUGAAGUGGGCCCUGAUGAGACCUCAUUCAAUUUCAAGGGACUUAGUCCUGGCAAAAAAUACAAAUUCCGCGUUAAAGCCAUCAACAAGGAAGGUGAAUCAGAACCUUUGGAAACAACUGAUGCCAUUUUAGCCAAGAAUCCCUACGAUCCACCUAGUUCACCUGGCAAACCCGUCAUAGAUGACUACGAUAACAAGAGUGUUACCCUAAAGUGGAAAAUACCACCAUCCGAUGGUGGCCGACCCAUUUUACAUUAUGUCAUAGAACAAAAGGAUAAAUUUUCACCCACUUGGACGGAGGUGGCUAAAACCGAAGACGCUUCGCCCACCUGCAAAGUAGAGGGCUUGAAAGAGAAAAUGGUUUACCAGUUCCGUGUGCGUGCUGUAAACAAAGCAGGACCCUCUGAACCAUCCGAACCCACAGAUAACCAUUUAUGUAAACACAAGAACCUAAAACCACAAAUUGAUCGGUCAACAUUCAAGCGUGUCACAAUCAAGACUGGACGCACCCAUAAAUGGUCUGUGGAUGUCAUUGGUGAGCCAAUUCCAACCCUAAACUGGAGUUGGCGAGAUAACAUCCCACUGACCACUGGCGAUCGCAUUAAGAUUGAAAAUGUCGAUUAUCAUACCGAUUUUACCAUCACGAAUGUGGUGCGCAAGGAUACUGGUAUGUAUACAUUGAAGGCGGAAAAUCGUAAUGGUAUAGAUACGGAAACGGUAGAACUAUUGGUUUUGGGCAAACCCACAUCGCCUAAGGGCCCACUGGCCGUCAGCGAUGUUACAGCCACUGGCUGCAAAUUACAAUGGAAGAAACCCGAAGAUGACGGUGGAGUCCCAAUUAAGGAGUAUGUUGUGGAGAAAAUGGAUACAGCCACAGGCAAGUGGGUGCGCGUCGGUCGUUCUCCUGGUGAGAAAGAACCUCCCAGUUUUGAUGUGACCGGCCUGAAUCCGGGCUCCGAAUACAUGUUCCGCGUGUCCGCAGUCAACGAGGAGGGUGAAUCCGAACCACUUACUACUUUGGUGGGUGUCGUCGCUAAGGAUCCUUACGAUGAACCCAAUAAGCCAGGUACCCCUGAGGUAACCGACUACGAUAACCAGAGUGUAUCGCUUAAAUGGACAGCGCCCAACAAUGACGGCGGUGCUCCAAUUGAGAAGUACAUUAUAGAAAAGAAGGACAAAAAUAAGCCGGACUGGGAGAAAGCUAUUGAGGUGCCUGGUAACCAGUUAGAGGCAACCGUAGCCGGUCUCCAAGAAUAUGGAGAAUAUCAAUUCCGUGUUGUGGCAGUUAAUAAAGCCGGACCCUCAGCACCAUCAGACGCCAGUAAAAUGCAAAUUGUUAAAUACAAGAAACUUAAGCCCCGCAUUGAUCGCACAAAUCUUAAACCACUGCUCAUUCGUGCUGGAAAACCUAUUAAAUAUGAUGUUAAUGUGCGCGGUGAACCUGCUCCCACUAUCACAUGGUACCAGAACGACAAGGAGUUGAAGCCUGAGGAAGUGCCCAGCAAUUGCGAAAUCAAAAAUGUACCUUACAAUACCAAGAUCUCUAUUAUUGAUGCGGUACGUCAACAUACCGGUAUAUACAAAAUACGAGCAGUCAACGAGCAUGGCGAGGAUGAAGCGACGGUAGAGGUUAAUGUUUUGGGAGCUCCCGGCAAACCAAAGGGACCUUUGGAAGUCAGUAACGUUACCAAAGACAGUUGCAAACUCAAGUGGAAGAAGCCGGAUGAUGAUGGCGGCAAGCCCAUAACCGCCUAUCAAGUUGAGAAGUUCGAUAAGAAGCAAGGUCGUUGGGUACCAGUCGGUCGCACCUCUGGCAAUGAUACCGAAAUCGAUGUCAAAGGCCUUCAAGAAGGCCACGAAUAUCAAUUCCGGGUCAAGGCCAUCAACGAGGAAGGUGAAUCGGAACCUUUGGAGACCGAUGGUAGCAUCAUUGCUAAGAAUCCAUAUGAUGCUGCUAGCAAACCUGGUACACCCAAGAUCGAUGACUAUAACGAACAUAUGGUUAAACUUGUCUGGGAGCCACCCAAAGAUAAUGGUGGGGCACCAAUCACAGGCUAUAUUAUAGAAAAGAAGGAUAAAUAUUCCCCACUGUGGGAUGAAGUACUAACAACUGACAGCCCACUUCCUGAGGCCACAGUUGAAGGUUUGACUGAAGGCAACGUUUAUCAGUUCCGUGUUAGGGCUGUCAACAAAGCUGGUCCUAGCGAGCCUAGUGACGCAACUGAACCACAUCUUGCGAAGCCCAGAAAUUUGAAGCCUAGUAUUAACCGUGAGAAAAUGAAACCAAUCAAGUUGCGAGCAGGUCAAACUGUUAAAUUCGAUGUUGAUGUUAAGGGUGAGCCUGCGCCUACGUUAACUUGGUUCUUUAAGGAACAAGACUUAAUACCCACUGGACAAUCUCGCAUUGAAAAUGAAGACUAUAAUACAAAGCUUACUAUCGUGGACAGUAGCCGCAAGGAUUCCGGUAUUUAUAAGCUAAAGGCGGAGAAUAUCAAUGGUGUCGAUGAAGCUGAAGUGGAAGUUAUAAUCUUGGACAAGCCUUCUAAGCCAGAAGGACCUUUAGAGGUUAGCGAUGUACAUAAGGAAGGUUGCAAACUUAAGUGGAAGAAACCCAAAGAUGAUGGUGGUGUACCACUUACCGGUUAUGUAAUCGAAAAAUUGGACACCGCUGUUGGUCGAUGGGUACCAGCAGGCACAGUUGAUCCAGAAAAGACUGAACAAGAGAUUAAAGGCUUAGAACCCAAUCACCGCUACCAAUUCCGCGUGAAAGCGGUUAAUGAAGAAGGCGAAUCGGAUCCAUUAGAAACAGAUUCGGCCAUAGUUGCCAAGAAUCCAUUCGAUGUGGCUGCACCACCUGGUUUACCGGAAUUCGAAGACUGGGAUGAACACCAUGUUAAGCUAAAGUGGGAACCACCCAUUCGUGAUGGCGGUGCUCCUGUUACUAGCUAUAUAAUUGAAGUCAUGGAUAAGGAUUCCGGCGAGUUUGUUAAGGCAGCCGAAACUGAUGGUCCAAUUUGCAAAGGUGUCGUAAAAAAACUGGAGGAAGGUCAACAAUACAAAUUCCGCGUCAGAGCCGUCAAUAAAGCUGGUCCUUCGGAGCCUUCCGAGCAAACAAAUUGGCAUAUUGCUAAACCACGUUUCCUUAAACCUCAUAUCGAUCGUACCAAUCUGAAGCCGGUUAUUGUGAAAGUGGGUCUUUCUAUUAGCUUAGAUAUUAAUAUAAAGGGUGAACCAGCGCCUAAAGUAGAAUGGUCUUUUAAUGACCAACCCUUGGUGUCCGAUGAAGAAGGAAUUAAAAUUGAUAAUGUCGACUAUAACACAAAAUUCUUUGUUAUGCGCGCCAAACGCCCCAUGUCUGGUAAAUAUACUAUCAAAGCUACCAAUGAGGUAGGUGAAGAUGUUGCUGAACUGGAUGUCACCGUACUGGGUAAACCAGGCAAACCUAAGGGUCCAUUACAGGUUAAUGAUAUUACCAAGCACGGCUGCAAACUCAAAUGGGAGAAACCUGAAGAUGAUGGCGGAGCUCCCAUUGAUUAUUAUGAAAUAGAAAAACUUGACCCACACACUGGUCAAUGGCUGCCUUGUGGUAAGAGCACAGAACCUGAAGCUAAGGUCAUUGGCUUGAGUGAGGGUAAACCUUACAAAUUCCGCGUAAGAGCUGUAAACAAGGAAGGUGAAUCAGAGGAUUUGGAAACUGAAAAGCCUAUUAUUGCUAAAAAUCCCUUCGACGAGCCAGACAAGCCUGGUCGUCCAGAACCCACCAACUGGGAUAAAGACUUUGUGGAUUUGGCCUGGGAUGCCCCCAAGAGCGAUGGUGGUGCUCCCAUACAGAAAUAUAUUAUACAAAUGCGCGACAAAUCGGGUAGAGCUUGGGUUGAUGCCGCCACUGUUCCGGGUGAUCACACCAAGGGCACUGUAACCAAUGUCGAAGAGGGUCAUGAGUAUGAAUUCCGUAUAGUGGCUGUUAAUAAAGCUGGUCCCAGUGAACCUAGUGAUGUUUCAAAAUCCGUUGUGGCCAAACCUCGAUUCCUUAAACCUCAUAUCGAUCGUAAAAAUUUGCAAAAGAAAACGCUACGCAGCGGCCAAAUGUUACAUAUGGAGGCUGUUGUCAAAGGUGAACCCCCGGCAAAGGUUACUUGGACCUAUAAUGGAGAGGUCCUCAAAACCACUGAUAGAAUUAAAAUCGAAAAUGAAGAUUAUAAAACCACCUUCAUCAUGCCUAAAGUUAAACGCGUCGAUAAGGGCAUUUAUAUUGUGACGGCGAAAAAUGAUUCUGGAACAGAUACCGUGGAAGUGGAGUUAGAAGUUUUAUGCAAACCCAGCAAGCCUAAAGGUCCUUUGGCUGUGUCCGAUGUUACAGCCGAAAGUGUGCACUUGAAGUGGGAUAAACCUGACGAUGAUGGUGGUGAACCCAUUGAACAUUAUGUUGUGGAACGUAUGGAUACAGAAACGGGUCGCUGGGUGCCAGUAUUGACCACCAAGUCUCCGGAAGCUGAUGUAACGGGCCUCACUGAGGGCAAAGAAUAUUUGUUCCGUGUUAAGGCUGUCAAUGCUGAAGGUGAAUCCGAGCCUUUGGUUACCGAUGUACCCACAACAGCCAAGAAUCCCUACGAUCCCGCUGAUACACCUGGCAAACCACAAAUUGUCGAUUGGUCUUCAAAUCAUGCUGAUCUAAAAUGGCGCGCCCCCGAGGAUGAUGGUGGUGCUCCCAUCACCGGUUAUAUUGUCGAAAAGAAAGACAAUAAUACGGGCAAGUGGCAAAAGGUGUUGGAGACCAACACACCCGAGCCGAAAGCUCGUAUCAACGAUUUGAUUGAGGGUACCAAAUAUCAAUUCCGCGUAAAGGCUGUUAACAAGGCCGGCCAAAGUAAACCUUCGGAACCUUCAGAUCAAAUGAUUGCCAAGGAUAGGUUUGCUCCACCCAAAAUCGAUCGCACCAAUAUUAAAGACAUCACGGUUAAAGCUGGAAAUCAUGUGCGUUACGAUAUUAAAGUGUCAGGAGAACCCCCAGCUACUAAGACCUGGUUCCACAAUAAAGCACGUCUAGAAGGCGACGAAGUUACUAUAGAUUUAGAGUCUUACCGUACUAAAUUGGCCAUACCUAUUGCCAAGCGUUCCCAUACCGGCAAAUAUACCCUUAAGGCAGAAAAUGAAUCCGGCCACGAUGAAGCUUCCUUUGAAAUCACAGUACUUGAUCGACCUGCAAAGCCCGAAGGACCUCUUCGCAUAUCCGACGUCCACAAAGAAGGCUGCAAACUUAAAUGGAAUCCUCCUUUGGAUGAUGGUGGUUUGCCCAUUGAACACUAUAUUGUGGAAAAAAUGGAUGUAGAAACUGGCCGCUGGUUACCAUCGGGCCGUUUCAAAGAACCUUUUGCUGAAUUGAACAAUUUAGUACCUGGACAAGAGUACAAAUUCCGUGUGUUGGCUGUUAACACUGAAGGAGAGUCGGAACCUUUGAAUGGUGAUAAGUCUAUUAUUGCCAAGAAUCCCUUCGAUGAGCCCGGAAAACCAGGUACUCCAGAAGCUGUUGACUGGGAUAAGGAUCAUGUGGAUCUGGUUUGGAAACCACCACACAACGAUGGUGGAUCUCCUAUAACUGGUUACACUGUCGAAAAACGUGAAAAGGGCACCGAUAAAUGGAUAAAGGCUGCCGAAAUUUCCGCACCAUUACCUGGUGACGAAUGCAAGGCAACUGUUCCCAAUUUGGAUGAAAAUUGUGAAUACGAAUUUAGAGUUAAGGCCAUUAAUGCAGCCGGACCUGGAGAACCUUCAGAUGCCAGCAAGACCGUAAUUACUAAACCACGUAAACUCGCACCCAAAAUCGAUAGACGUCAUAUUCGCACGUACAAUGUGAAAGCUGGAGAACCUAUUUGCUUAGAUAUUCAAGUGACCGGUGAACCAGCUCCAGAUGUUGUUUGGUCUCAAAGUGGAAAAUCCAUUCAACAAUCGUCCUCUCGUCGUAUUGACAAUGUUCCAUAUAAUACGAAAUACAUAAACGCAAAUCCAGAACGCAAAGAUACUGGUCUUUAUAAGAUUGUGGCCACUAACAAGUAUGGUCAGGAUCAAGUUGAAUUCCAAAUUAACAUUAUAACAAAACCGGCCAAGCCAGAGGGUCCAUUAGAAGUUUCGGAUAUUCACAAAGAAGGUUGCAAACUGAAAUGGAAGAAACCAAAAGACGAUGGCGGUGAACCUAUCGAGGGUUAUGUUAUUGAAAAGUUCGAUCCUGAUACUGGUAUAUGGUUGCCUUGUGGAAAAAGUGAUGUUCCUGAAUUUGAGGUCGAUGGCUUAACUCCAGGCCACGAGUACAAAUUCCGUGUUAAGGCGGUAAACAAAGAAGGUGAAUCGGAACCUUUAGAGACGUUUUCGUCUAUCGUUGCUAAAGAUCCCUUUACCACACCAUCGAAACCGGGAGCUCCCGAACCAACAGACUGGACGGCCAACAAAGUUGAAUUGGCAUGGCCCGAACCGGCUAGUGAUGGUGGCUCACCAAUUACUGGCUACAUAAUUGAGAAGAAGGAUAAGUACAGUCCAAUGUGGGAGAAAGCACUUGAAACGGAAUCGCCAGCACCAUUGGCCACCAUUAAUGGCUUGAUUGAAGGUAACGAAUAUCAGUUCCGUGUUAUAGCUGUCAAUAAAGCCGGUCAGUCGGAACCUUCUGAUGCUGGAAAGACAUUUGUGGCCAAGCCUCGUUAUUUGGCGCCUAAAAUCGAUAGGCGCAAUUUACGAAAUGUCACAAUUUCUGCUGGUUCAACAUUGAAAUUAGAUGCAAACAUUGUGGGCGAGCCAGCACCAAAGGUGGAAUGGAGAUUCUCCAACUGCCCAUUGCAAACUGGCAAUAAUGUUACAAUUGAUUCUCCAGAAUAUUAUACCAAAUUAGUUAUUCGUCCAGCACAACGUGCCGAUUCCGGUGAAUAUGUUGUUACGGCGACAAAUAGCUCGGGCAAGGAUUCCGUGCAAAUUAAUGUUGUGGUAACAGACAAACCAACCAAACCUAAGGGUCCUCUACAAAUUUCAGACGUUCAUAAAGAAGGCUGUCAUCUAAAAUGGAAGCGACCUGAAGAUGACGGUGGCACUCCUAUUGAAUACUUCCAAAUUGAUAAACUUGACCCAGAAACAGGAUGCUGGAUUCCUUGUUGUCGUUCUACAGAACCUCAAGCCGACGUCACUGGUCUCAAUCCAGGAGGUGAAUAUAAAUUCCGUGUCUCGGCCGUCAAUGCCGAAGGUGAAUCAGAACCUUUGGUGGGCGAUGAGUCAAUAAUUGCCAAAAAUCCAUUCGAUGAACCCGGAAAACCAGAAAACCUCAGACCAACUGAUUGGGAUAAAGAUCAUAUUGACUUGGCCUGGACUCCUCCACUUACCGACGGAGGAUCUCCCAUUACUGGUUAUAUUGUCGAAAAGAAGGAUAAAUAUGGUAAAUGGGAAAAGGCAGUUGAAGUGCCUGCUGAUGAAACAAAAGCCACAGUACCUGAUUUAAUUGAGGGUCAAGCAUACGAAUUCCGUGUCUCAGCUGUAAAUGCCGCUGGACCUGGAGAACCAUCUGAUGCUACCCAACCAAUUAUAGCCAAGCCUCGCAACAAAGCACCUCUCAUAGAUCGCUCCAAUCUCAUCGAAGUUCGCAUAAAAGCAGGACAAGCUUUUACAUUUGACUGCAAGGUAUCUGGAGAGCCGGCACCCAAAACCAAAUGGUUGCUUAAAAAACGUGAAGUUUAUACUAAGGAUAACGUGAAAGUAACACACGUUGAUUAUAACACAAAACUAAAGGUAACUAAUGCCACGCGUGCUGAUUCUGGUACAUAUACCGUGCAUGCAGAGAACAUGAGUGGCGAAGAUAGCGCAGAUGUCAAGGUUACAGUUAUUGAUAAACCUUCACCACCAAAUGGUCCAUUGAAGGUCGAUAAUGUACAUGCAGAAGGCUGUUCAUUACAUUGGAAUCCUCCAGAUGAUGAUGGUGGCCAACCAAUUGACAAUUAUGUCAUUGAAAAAUUGGACGAAAUAACAGGACGAUGGGUACCGGCUGGUGAAACUGAUGGUCCAACCACUAACUUCGAUGUUAAAGGUCUUACACCAGGCCACAAAUACAAGUUCCGAGUACGUGCCAAGAACCGCCAAGGUACUUCGGAUCCUUUGACCACUCCUCACGCUACUGAAGCUAAAAAUCCUUAUGGUGAGCCCACAAAACCAGGCACACCGGAAAUCAAGGACUUUGACACAGACUUUGUGGACUUGCAAUGGACUCGUCCCGAAAACGAUGGUGGCUCUCCCAUUACAGGCUAUGUAAUUGAGAAGCGCGAUAAAUAUUCACCCAACUGGGAACCCUGUGCAGAAGUUGAAGGUGAUGUCACUUCAGGCCAUGUACCUGAUUUAGUUGAAGGAGUUAAAUAUGAAUUCCGUGUUCGUGCCGUCAACAAGGCUGGUCCAGGAGAACCUAGUGAUGCUUCACUAUCACAUGUUGCUCGUCCUAAAAACUUACCUCCAAAGAUCGACCGUAACUUUAUGCUCGAUAUUAAAGUACGUGCCGGCAAUACUUUUGAAUUCGAUGUACCAGUAAUCGGUGAACCUGUUCCUGCAAAGGACUGGUCUCACGAAGGCAACAUUGUCAUCAACACAGAUCGCGUUAAGCUAGUCAGUGAAGAUUACCGCACCAAAUUGCGUGUGGUCGAUGCUAAGCGCGCUGACACUGGGGAAUACACAUUAGUAGCUCGAAACGUCAAUGGCAUAGAUAGAGCUACCGUUAAAGUUACUGUUUUAGAUGUACCUUCAACACCUGAAGGACCUCUACGUCCCGAAGAAGUUACAAAGAACUCAAUCACACUUCGUUGGCGUCCACCUAAAGAUGACGGUGGAUCUGAAAUUACACACUAUGUUGUGGAAAAAAUGGAUACUGAUGCCAUGAGAUGGAUACCAGUGGGUGAGUGUGCUGAUUGCGGAAUUCGAGCUGAUAAUCUAAUUGAAGGCCAUGACUACAACUUCCGCGUACGUGCCGUUAAUAAACAAGGUCAAUCACAACCUCUAGUAACCACCCAAGCUAUUACUGCCAAAGAUCCUUUCUCACGCCCAGAUAAACCAGGCCAACCGCAAGCCGUUGAUUGGGGCAAAAACUUUGUCGAUUUGGAAUGGCCAACGCCUAAACGUGAUGGUGGCUCUCCAAUAACUAGCUAUAUCAUAGAAAAGCGCCCUAAAUUUGGACAAUGGGAAAGGGCAUUGGAAGUCCCUGGAGGUGAGAAUAAAGCCCAUAUUCCUGAUUUAACCGAAGGCCAAGAAUAUGAAUUCCGGGUAGUUGCAGUCAACCGUGGUGGUCCUAGUGAUCCAUCUGAUCCUACUAUGCCCGUAGUUUGCAAACCUCGAUUCAUGGCUCCACACUUCGAUAAGUCGUUGCUUAAUGACAUUACUGUACAUGCUGGCAAAAGUCUGGGUUGGACAUUACCUAUUGAAGCCUCGCCUAGACCAACAAUUACAUGGAUGUUUAAUGGCAAAGAAAUUGAACCGUCACCUCGUGUCGAUAUGAACUUAUUCCAAAAUGAAUUAACGUUUGAAAUCUCAAGUGCAUUGCGUUCAGAUGAGGGCAGAUAUACCCUAGUUUUGAAAAACGAACAUGGUUCAUUUGACGCCACUGCUCAUGCCACCGUAUUGGACCGUCCUAGCCCUCCAAUUGGUCCAUUGGAUAUCACUAAAAUUACUCGUGAUGGCUGUCAUCUCACCUGGCAAGUACCUGAAGAUGAUGGUGGUUCACCUAUUUUACACUAUAUAAUAGAAAAAAUGGACUUGUCACGCGGUACUUGGUCAGAUGCUGGCAUGAGUACACAUCCUGUGCACGAUGUAACUCGUCUGGUACAUCGCAAAGAGUAUUUGUUCCGUGUCAAGGCUGUGAAUGCUAUUGGUGAGUCCGAACCAUUGGAAGCGGCCAAGAGUAUAAUUGCCAAAAACGAAUUCGAUGAACCGGAUGCACCUGGUAAACCUGUCGUUACUGACUGGGAUCGUGAUCACGUUGAUUUGCAAUGGGCUGAACCCAAAUCAAAUGGUGGCUCUCCUAUCACCGAGUACAUUAUACAAAAGAAAGAGAAGGGUAGCCCAUACUGGGUUAACGUGGUGCAUGCUCCACCAAACAAAACAACAGCAACAGUUCCCGACUUAACUGAUGGCCAAGAGUAUGAGUUCCGUGUUAUUGCAGUCAAUCAAGCUGGUCAAUCAGAACCAUCCGAGCCUUCGGAUAUGAUCACAGCUAAGGCCAGAUAUUUAGCUCCCAAAAUUAUUACACCAUUGCAUGAUAUUCGCAUUAAAGCAGGUCUCAUUUUCCAUAUUGAUAUCAAUUUCAUUGGCGAACCAGCGCCUGAAGUUAUUUGGAAUCUCAAUAACAAACCUCUAUCCAAUAAUGACCGCUCCACUAUAACCUCGAUCGGUUAUCACACUGUUGUUCAUACUGUUAAUUGUCAACGUAGUGAUUCAGGACGUUAUCACUUGUUAUUACGUAACGAUUCCGGAAUUGAUGAAGGUAGCUUUGAAUUGAUUGUUCUCGAUCGUCCUGGCCCACCAGUGGGUCCUAUGGAAUAUGAAGAAAUCACUGCCAAUUCUGUAACAAUUUCGUGGAAACCUCCUAAAGAUAAUGGAGGCUCGGAAAUUUCUGCUUAUGUUAUAGAGAAGCGUGAUUUGACACACGGGGGCGGCUGGGUACCAGCUGUGACCUAUGUUAACGCCAAAUACAAUCAUGCUGUAGUGCCACGCCUUUUGGAAGGCACGCAAUAUGAAUUCCGAGUAAUGGCAGAAAAUCUACAAGGACGCUCUGAUCCACUUACUUCUGAUGAACCAGUUAUUGCCAAGAAUCAAUACACCGUACCUGGAGCUCCUAGCAAGCCAGAACUUACUGAAAGCGAUAAGGAUCACAUAUCAAUUAAAUGGAAAGCUCCCAUUAGUAAUGGCGGUUCUGCGGUCAUUGGAUAUGACAUUGAAAGACGUGACGUGGCCACCGGACGCUGGCUAAAGAUUAAUGCUGAACCUGUACCAAACACCGUUUACACAGAUGAUCGCGUCACAUUUGACCACCAAUAUCAAUACCGUGUAUCGGCCGUAAAUGCUGCUGGAAACGGUAAAAAUUCAGAGCCCUCAAAUGUAUUGACAGCCAGAUCAAUGCGUGAAAAGCCACGUUUGAAUUUGGACGGUUUAAUCGGUCGCAAGAUUAAGGUGCGUGCCGGUGAACCAGUUAAUAUUAACAUACCCAUAUCGGGAGCUCCUACACCCACCAUAGAGUGGAAGCGUGGCAGUCUUAAGGUCCCAGAAAACAACCGGUUCUCAUUUAAUACAAAUUCUGAACGCACUAUUUUCCGCAUCGAUGAUACCACAAGAGACGAUGCUGCUGUCUACAAUAUUACGGCAUCAAAUGAGUUUGGUAAAGAAAGCGCAGACAUUGAAAUCAUUGUUGUUGAUAAGCCUACACCACCUGAGGGACCUCUAACCUACACAGAGACAGCUCCCGAUCAUAUUUCGCUUUCGUGGAACCCACCCAAGGAUAAUGGUGGUAGUGAUAUUACGGGCUAUGUUGUUGAACUAAGCGAAUUUGGUUCUGACAACUGGCGACCUGUGCCCGGCUAUUGUCCUAAACCCAGCUAUACCGUAAAGGGUCUAAGCGAGGGCAAGAAAUAUGUGUUCCGCGUUAGAGCUGAGAACAUCUAUGGUCUGUCUGAGCCCUUAGAUGGCAAACCCGUUGUGGCCAAAUCACCAUUCGAUCCUCCAGAUGCACCCAGUCAGCCUCAAGUGGUGGCAUAUUCACCUACUUCGGCCAGCUUAGAAUGGCAUCCACCAGAGUAUUGUGGUGGUAAACCAAUUACCGGCUAUAUUGUGGAACGUCGCGAACGUGGUGGUGAAUGGAUCAAGUGCAACAACUAUCCCACACCAAAUACCAGCUACACCGUGCCCGAUUUACAUGAAGGCGGACGUUAUGAGUUCCGCGUUUUAGCUGUCAAUGAAGCAGGACCCGGAAAACCUUCAAAGCCUUCAGAGCCCAUCACUGCCGAAUUACAAAGAUACAAACCUGAUCCACCAGAACCACCAAAGGCCGAUCGCAUUACUAAGGACAGUGUAACUCUGUCUUGGCGUCCUCCCAGAAAUGAUGGCAAAUCAAAGAUUAAGGGAUAUUUCUUGGAAAUUAGACCAAAGAAUUCCAAAAACUGGGAACCAGUUAACGAAUUACCCAUUAACCAUACCGUGCAUACCAUACCCAACUUGAAGGAAGGCGAAGAAUAUACUUUCCGUGUUUCUGCGGUCAAUGAAGUCGGUCGUUCGGAUCCCUCGAAACCAUCUCAACCAAUUGUUAUUGAGGAGCAAGCAAAUAAACCUUGCAUGGAUUUGGGAGGAGUGCGCGAUAUUAUUUGUCGUGCUGGUGAGGACUUCAGCAUUCAUGUUCCCUAUGUUGGUUUCCCCAAGCCCACCGCUCAUUGGUACGCCAACGAUAUUGUUUUAGGCGAUGAUGACCAACGUAUGUUCCAACGCCUAACAGACGAUUCAGCCUCGUUUAUUGUUAAAAACUCUAAACGCUCUGACUCUGGACAGUAUAGAUUACAGCUGAAAAAUCCUUCAGGUUUCGACACAGCCACUAUCAACGUUAAAGUUCUUGAUCGUCCAAAACCACCCACUAACUUGUGUGCUGACGAAUUUGCCGGUGAUGCCCUUACUUUGUAUUGGACCCCACCCAGAGAUGACGGCGGCUCACCCAUUACUAACUAUAUCAUCGAAAAGAAAGAAGCACAUUCAUCGACUUGGUCGAAGGUAAGCAGCUAUUGCACUGUACCUUUCGUUCGUAUACGCAAUCUGAAUAUUGGCAAGGAUUAUGACUUCCGUGUAAUUGCUGAAAAUAAAUACGGACAAUCGGAUGCAGCCACCACAGAUGAACAUAUUCGUGCAAGGCAUCCGUUCGAUGUUCCUAAUGCUCCGGGAGUACCUCGCGGCAUUGAUUCUACUGAAGAUAGCAUUACAAUUUCCUGGACCAAGCCCAGACAUGACGGUGGCUCUCCCAUUACCGGCUACAUCAUAGAGAAACGUUUGAUCAGUGAGGAGAAGUGGACUAAGGCUAUACAAUCAUUGUGUCCCAGCCUGACAUGCAAAAUUCCCAACCUUAUUGAAAAUGCUGAAUAUGAAUUUAGAGUGGCGGCAGUAAAUGCAGCUGGCCAAUCACCAUAUAGCGCAUCCAGUGAUCCUAUAUUCUGCCGCCGACCACCACAUGCACCCAAGAUUACCUCUGAUCUCUCAAUACGUGAUAUGACGGUCAUCGCUGGCGAAGAAUUCCAUAUAACUGUUCCUUUCCAUGCUAAUCCACGUCCCACGGCAUCGUGGUCGAUAAAUAACCAAGAAGUUAUACAAGACGAACAUAUCAAAUUCGAAACAACAGAGUACACUUCGAUCUACCACAAUAAGUGCGCCAAACGAUCAGAGACUGGUUCGUAUACUAUCACCCUGACCAAUAACAAGGGUUCAGAUUCUGCCUCUUGCUAUGUAACUGUGGUCGACAAACCGGGAAUUCCUCAAGGACCUUUGAUGGCCUCAGACAUUACUCCCGACACAUGUACACUGUCUUGGAAGACUCCAUUGGAUGAUGGUGGUUCACCGAUAACCAACUAUGUGGUGGAGAAACUUGACAACAGCGGCACCUGGGUAAAGGUUAGCAGCUUUGUACGUAACAUACACUACGAUGUUAUGGGUUUGGAACCAAAUCACAAGUAUCACUUCCGUGUUCGUGCUGAAAAUCAAUAUGGUCUUUCCGAACCCUUGGAAAUGGAGGAGCCUAUUACCGCCAAAUAUCAAUUCACCGUCCCCGAUGCGCCAGGACAGCCUAAAGUUAUAGACUGGGACUCGGGCAAUGUCACUUUGAUCUGGACUCGUCCAGGAAGUGAUGGUGGUUCCCGCAUACAAGGUUACCAAAUUGAAUAUCGUGACGUCGUUAACGACUCUGCUUGGAAUACUUAUGAAUUCUUGAUUAAGGACACAAAGUAUCAGCUGUAUAAUUUAACAAAUGGCUGUGAAUACGAGUUUAGAGUUAAGGCCAAAAACGCAGCUGGAUUUAGUAAGCCAUCAGCUCCAUCUACGCGAUUUAAGCUCAAGGGCAAAUUCACUGUUCCUUCACCACCGGGUACACCUCAAGUUGUUAAAGUGGGCAAAAACUACGUUGACCUAAAAUGGGAGAAACCUCAUAGCGAUGGUGGUUCCCGUAUUACUGGUUAUAUUGUGGAGCGUCGCGAUAUUGGUGGUGCCAUUUGGGUUAAAUGCAACGAUUACAAUGUCAUGGAUACUGAAUACACGGUUAUAAAUCUCAUUGAAAUGGGAGACUACGAAUUCCGUAUUUUCGCUGUCAAUGCUGCCGGUCGAUCCGAACCUAGUUCGUGUACAAUGCCCAUUAAGGUUUGUGAAGUGUUGGGUGGUGAAAAGCCCGAUUGGGUAUCGCGUCUUCAAGAUCGUGUUGCACCAUAUGGCAAAGAUUUCACUUUGCAAUGCCAAGCUACUGGCAAGCCUGCUCCUACAGCAAGAUGGUUGCGUAAUGGCAAAGAAAUUCAAAUGGGAUCUGGCCGUUAUACCUGUGAUAGUAAGGAUGGCAUCUUCCGUUUGCACAUCUCAAACGUACAGAAUGGAGAUGAGGGCGACUACACAUGUGAGGCCAUAAACUCGCUUGGUUUUGUGCAUACUUCGGGUUAUCUGAAAAUCGGUUCACCACCAGUCAUCCACAGAUGUCCAACAGAGUUGUUCUGGCCGGAAGGCGAUAACACCAAAGUUAAAAUCUUCUAUGGUGGUGAUCAGCCAAUGAAUGUUAAGAUUACACGUAACAAUGAAUUAAUUACGGACGGAGAACCACACUUCAAAUACACCAUUUUCGAUGACUAUGUGGCCAUAUUCAUUCGUGAUAUCGUCAAAUCAGAUGCUGGUGUAUAUCAAAUCGAAUUCUCAAACGACUCAGGAGUUGCUACGGCUCAAUUUGAUGCUCGCAUCACUGGCUUGCCCUCAGCACCAGUCGGACCUAUGGGUGUAUCUCACAUCAACAAACACUCCUGUACUCUGGCUUGGCGUCCACCCUCUUAUGAUGGUGGCCUUCGUGUUACUCACUAUGUGGUAGAACGCAAAGAUAUCACAUCUCCACAUUGGAUAACCGUAUCCAGCUUCUGCAAGGAUACCUCAUUCAAUGUUCAGGGUCUUAUUGAGAAUCAAGAGUACGUGUUCCGUGUUAUGGCUGUAAAUGAAAAUGGAAUGGGUCCAGCUCUGGAAGGACUUAAUCCAGUUAGAGCCAAGGCUCCAAUCGAUCCACCCUCUCCGCCAGGCGUACCUAAGGUUCAUGAAAUCGGAGAGGACUUUGUGCAUCUGGAAUGGGAUAAACCCGAAUCGGAUGGCGGUGCUCACAUUCAAGGCUAUUGGAUAGACAAGCGCGAGGUUGGUAGCAGCACAUGGCAACGUGUAAACGUUACCAUUUGCGCAGCCACCCAAAUUAAUUGUCCCAACCUAAUUGAGGGACGACAAUAUGAAUUCCGCGUAUUUGCACAGAAUGAAGCUGGGCUCUCCAAGGAGUCGGUAGCUUCAACCCCUGUCAAAAUGAUUGAUCCAAAGGCUGCCACAGCCCCUGUGAUUGUGAAACCGCUACGCGAUGCCCAGUGCAUACAAAAUCACAAUGCCCAAUUCAGUUGCACAAUUACCGGUGUGCCUAAACCCGUUAUCACCUGGUACAAGGGCGCACGUGAAAUUACGAACGGUGCCCGCUAUCAUAUGUACGCCGAAGGUGACAACUACUUCCUUAAUAUUAACGAUGUCUUUGGCGAGGACGCCGAUGAGUAUGUUUGCCGUGCUGUCAACAAAGCUGGGGCCAAGUCAACUCGCGCUGCUCUUGCUAUCGCAACUGCACCGAAAUUGAACGUUCCACCAAGAUUCCGUGACACUGCCUACUUCGACAAAGGUGAGAACGUUGUGGUUAAAAUUCCAUUCACUGGUUUCCCCAAACCUCGUAUUCAUUGGGUACGUGACGGCGAAAAUAUAGAAUCUGGUGGACACUACCACGUUGAGACCAAGGAACGUCACGCCAUAUUAACAAUUCGCGAUGGUUCUCGCUUGGAUUCAGGUCCUUAUAGAAUAACGGCCGAAAAUGAGUUGGGUUCCGAUACGGCCAUUAUUAAAAUUCAAAUUAGCGACCGUCCAGAUCCGCCACGAUUCCCUACCGUUGAGAGUAUUGGCAUCGAUUCGUUGUCGCUUAGUUGGAAGGCUCCAGUAUGGGAUGGUGGUAGUAACAUUACAAACUACUUGGUAGAAAAACGUGAACAUCCACUAUCAUCAUGGCUACGUGUGGGCAAUACUCGUUUCACCACUAUGGCUGUUACGGGAUUGACACCGGGCAAAGAGUAUGAAUUCCGCGUUUAUGCUGACAAUGUCUAUGGUCGCUCAGACCCUUCGGACGUAAGUACAUUAAUCAAAACCAAGGAUGCCAUUAAAAAGAAGCCCACAGAACGUAAAUGGGAAAUCGAUGCAAAUGGCAAGAAGGUGCGUGGCAAAGCCGAUGGACCCAUCAAGGAUUACGAUUCAUAUGUCUUUGAUAUAUACUCGAAAUAUGUUCCACAACCUGUGGAAAUUUCGCACUACAGUGUAUAUGAUAAAUAUGACAUUCUCGAGGAAAUCGGUACCGGUGCUUUUGGCGUAGUCCACAGAUGCCGCGAACGUAGCACUGGCAAUAUUUUCGCUGCCAAAUUCAUACCCGUCUCACAUGCUGUUGAAAAAGAUCUAAUUCGUCGUGAAAUCGACAUAAUGAAUCAACUACAUCAUCAGAAGUUAAUUAACUUGCACGACGCCUACGAGGACGAUGAUGAAAUGGUUUUAAUUUUGGAAUUUUUGUCUGGUGGAGAACUUUUCGAACGCAUUACCACCGAAGGUUAUCGCAUAACUGAAGCAGAAGUUAUUCACUAUAUGCGUCAAAUUUGCGAAGGUAUCAGACACAUGCAUGAAAAGAAUAUAAUUCAUUUGGAUAUCAAGCCAGAAAAUAUCAUGUGUCAAACCCAUACUAGUACAAAUGUAAAAUUAAUUGAUUUCGGACUGGCUACACGACUAGACCCCAAUGAGGUAGUCAAAAUAACAACAGGCACUGCAGAGUUUGCAGCACCAGAAAUAGUCAACCGUGAACCUGUCGGCUUCUACACAGACAUGUGGGCUACUGGAGUCUUAACAUAUGUCCUGCUUAGUGGUCUUUCACCAUUUGCCGGCGAUAACGAUAUCCAAACACUGAAAAAUGUGAAGGCUUGUGAUUGGGACUUUGACAUGCAGGCCUUCCGUCACAUUUCCGAGGAGGGUAAAGACUUUAUACGCAAAUUGCUGGUGGCUAACAAAGAGAAACGUAUGACUGCACAUGAGUGCCUGUUACAUCCCUGGCUAACCGGUGACCAUAGCGAUCUUACACAGCAAAUUGCACGCGAUCGUUAUCUAGCAUUCCGCGAUAAACUUCGCAAGAAGUACGAGGACUUUGGCAAAUACUUAUUGCCUAUUGGUCGCCUCUCGGAGUACUCUUCACUGCGUAAACUACUCAUGGAGAAAUACAAAAUUCAUGACACUUCCUUUGAUCGUCGUCAAGCAGCUCCUCGCUUUGUAAUACGCCCCUCAUCCCAAUUCUGUUACGAGGGACAAAGCGUUAAGUUCUACUGCCGUUGUAUAGCCAUUGCUACGCCCACACUCACCUGGACACACAACAAUGUAGAGCUGCGCCAAAGCGUCAAGUUUAUGAAGCGGUAUGCCGGCGAUGACUACUACUUUAUUAUUAAUCGUGUAAAACUCUCAGAUCGCGGUGAGUAUAUAAUCCGCGCCGAAAAUCACUAUGGAUCCCGCGAAGAAGUUGUUUUCCUAAACGUUCAACCACUGCCAAAGGAACAGCCUAGAUAUGUCCAUGAAUCGACACCUGUUCGCCGCCGUGAACCUCUGCCAUACACGUUCUGGCAAGAGGAAUCCGAAUCGGCUCCCAGUUUUACAUUCCUGUUACGCCCACGUGUUAUGCAGGCUCGUGAUACCUGCAAGCUUCUUUGCUGUCUCAGCGGAAAACCAGUUCCAACCGUGAAAUGGUACAAGGAUGGUCGCGAACUAAACAAAUACGAAUAUGCCAUGACUCAUUCGGACGGUGUGGUCACAAUGGAAAUCAUUGACUGUAAGCCUUCAGAUUCGGGUAAAUACACUUGCAAGGCUACAAAUUGCCAUGGAACUGAUGAAACCGAAUGUGUCGUCAUUGUAGAAGGAGAAUGGGUUACACCUGAGCAGGCAGAACUUGCUCAUAAUUUCUUAUAUUCAGGAGAUCGCAAAUAUAUUGAACAUCCUCUUAAACCAGUGCCACCACCAAUCAUAACUAGGACACAAUUUAGUUCCGCUUCACAUAAUUCAAGCUCAUUUUCUUCAUCGACAACACGACAGAAUGAGACUUCUUCCAGUUAUUCAUCAACCAAUCAAAACUACUCAUCCAGCAGCAACAAGACUGUCAAUAACAAUACAAGUUCCUAUUCAACGACAAACAAUAGCAUUUCUAACAAAAAGAAAUAUGCCGCCAGUAGCCUACAAACACCCGGAAGUCCCUCUAGAUCGCGUAGUGCCACUAAGGAAUUAAUACUGCCACCAGAUGAUUCUUUAAUGUGCAAGCCAGAAUUUACCAAGCCCUUGCAAGACAUGAGCAUACGCGAUGGCGAUCAAUUGGUAUUGACAUGCCAUGUGAAAGGUGAUCCCGAUCCACAAAUUACUUGGUCGAAAAAUGGUAAAUCUAUUGCAUCCUCCGACAUAAUGGACUUGAAAUACAAGAAUGGCAUUGCCACACUAACCAUACACGAAGUUUUCCCCGAAGAUGAAGGCGUUUACACAUGCACAGCCACAAACUCUAUUAGCGCUGUGGAAACCAAGUGUAAAUUGACUGUCAAACCUUUGGAUAAAAACUCUAGCAAACGUUUAAUUAGCAGCGAUAAGCCACCCAGAAUUGUAAGUCACUUGGAAUCGCGUUUCGUAAAAGACGGUGACAUGGUAACAUUGGCAUGCCGAAUUAUUGGAGCCGAAAACUUUGAUGUCGUAUGGCUACACAAUAACAAAGAAAUUAAGCCCAGCAAAGACUUCCAAUACACUCAGGAGGCAAACAUUUACAAACUACAAAUAGCCGAAAUCUUCCCCGAAGAUGCUGGUACUUAUACCUGCGAGGCUUUCAACAAUGCUGGUGAAUCCUACAGCACCUGCACCAUCAAUGUUAUUGUUCCAGGCGAAGAGCAAAAGCAGCCCUGUUUCGACAAAUUCCCCACCUCAGUAACGGUUCAAGAAGGUGAAACUGCUAAAUUCGAAUGUGAAACCCAAGAGGAACCUUUACAACUAACUUGGCUUAAGGAUGGCAAACAAGUAAAUGAAUCCAGCUCACGCUACACCUACACCAAGGAGGAUGGCAAUCGCUACACCUUCACUAUAAAACAAUGUACAAUGGAUGAUGUUGGUCAAUACCAAGCUAAAUCAAUUGGCAAAAAAGGUGAAACAUUUGCCGCUUUCUCCGUCAAUGUAUUUAGUACCGAAUCAUAAAUCAAACGAAUAACGAUUACUUAAUAUUAUUAUUAUUAUUGUAACUGUAAAUAUACAUACACACAUAUACAUGUAGUUUUUUAACCCAAACAAGAGAACGAAAUAACGGCGAUCAUAUUUAAGCUCUCACGUAAUUAGAUAAACAUACAUAUUUACAUUAUAUAUACAUAUAUACAUAUAUGCAUUUCUCUUGUUAAACAAAAACAAACAAACAAAUUCGCUCUCACAAUCUCUCCCUAUAGAGUUCUCUUUUUGUUAUUUAUUUAUAUAUAUAUAUAUAUAUGUACAUAUACAUAUAUAUUUUGAUUUAAUUUAUUAGUAUAAAUUUUAUAUUACUUUUGUAGUCAAAUUGUGUUAUAAAAACGCAUCAGCGCUUCUAUCAGUUAUCCUCCUUUAGCUGUUUUAUUUAACUGCUGAUUUUGAUUUGGUUUUCUUUUGGCUCUUUAUUAAGUGGCAUCCUCAACUCUAAAUAAAGAUACUCUCUCUAUAAAUGUUAUACAUACAACUAUAUAUCUCUCUCUCUCUGUUAAACAUGAACAUCUAUUUGCUAAAUCAAAUCAAAACAAAAUCUCAUAAAAAUCACUAAAGGAUACAACUGACACAUUUAAAGGAACAAGCGAAUAUUUAAUGUAUUAAAACGAAUAUUUAUAACAUUUUAUUUUGUUUUGCGUAUGGCGCAUUAAAUAUAAAAAAAUGUCUAAUAAAAUUUAAUAAAUACAA
Molecule: messenger RNA, 28416 nt
Organism: Calliphora vicina (urban bluebottle blowfly)
Lineage: Eukaryota; Metazoa; Arthropoda; Insecta; Diptera; Calliphoridae
Gene: bent
Product: projectin protein bent
Exons: 45
Coding region: 610-27696 (9028 amino acids)
Biological process (GO): protein phosphorylation
Molecular function (GO): protein binding; ATP binding; protein kinase activity
Source: RefSeq, a predicted model, not a curated record